AGCGUCGCGGCUGAUGUUAGUCACCGGUCAGGCAGUUUCAUAACAUCUGCUCGCACAACUGUCUCAAGUGGAGCGCGAUGUUUUGGUGGAUCGGAGUGUACGCUGUUCUGCUGUGGGCUUACAACAGCUUCCUGGAGUCGCUUUCCUCCGUCAUCUGGGGAACGAUUCGAAGUGUUGUCCGAAAGGAAAAGCUAUCCCAACGCUAUGGACCUUGGGCAGUCAUCACCGGGGCAACGGAUGGCAUUGGCAAGUGCUACGCAGAGUGUUUAGCAAGCAAGGGACUCAAUAUAAUGCUUAUCUCACGAACGGAAUCCAAACUGAUAAAGGUGGCCAGCGAAAUCGAGCAAAAGUAUGGAGUCGAAACACGAUGGAUCCAGGUGGACUUUUCUGAUGGCCCUCACAUUUACGCUGAUUUGCGUGAAAAGCUCGCCUCGAUCGAUAUUGGGUUGCUAGUGAACAACGUUGGCUUUCUGCCGGAGCUUGGAUCUUUUGCACAGAACACCGAAUCUGAUCUCCUGACCUUGAUCAAUCUGAACGUAAUGGCUACAACGAUGCUGACGCAUAUGAUUCUGCCUGCGAUGAAAAGUCGCCGGCGGGGCAUUGUAAUCAACGUAGCAUCAAGUUCGGGCUAUGUGCCAAUACCUUACCUGACGGCAUACAGUGCAUCCAAGGCGUUUGUGGUGAACUUCAGUUUGGCCCUGAGUCAUGAGCUUCGGGGCACUGGCGUCGAGUGUCAGGUCGUGUCACCAUCGAUAGUACAAACCAACAUGGCCCAUCAGUACACGGAUGGUAUUCCGUGGUACGUGCUUGUGCUGGAACCGGACCAGAUGGCACGGUGGGGAGUGUUCACCAUUGGAAAAACGGCACACACAUGCGGUCAUUGGUUGCACUGCUUACAGAUUAUAUGGUGGGCGUUCCUUCCGUUGACACUGGCCAUUCGAUUCGCUGGUGGUCUCUUCGUAAAGGAUGUCAAUAAAAUGAAAUAGUGUG
Molecule: messenger RNA, 990 nt
Organism: Ochlerotatus camptorhynchus
Lineage: Eukaryota; Metazoa; Arthropoda; Insecta; Diptera; Culicidae
Product: inactive hydroxysteroid dehydrogenase-like protein 1
Exons: 4
Coding region: 78-986 (302 amino acids)
Cellular component (GO): endoplasmic reticulum
Molecular function (GO): oxidoreductase activity
Source: RefSeq, a predicted model, not a curated record